Molecule: messenger RNA, 2362 nt
Organism: Malania oleifera
Lineage: Eukaryota; Viridiplantae; Streptophyta; Magnoliopsida; Santalales; Ximeniaceae
Product: geranylgeranyl transferase type-2 subunit alpha 1
Exons: 8
Coding region: 89-2197 (702 amino acids)
Biological process (GO): protein geranylgeranylation
Cellular component (GO): cytoplasm; Rab-protein geranylgeranyltransferase complex
Molecular function (GO): protein binding; Rab geranylgeranyltransferase activity
Source: RefSeq, a predicted model, not a curated record
UUUGAUUUUAUGGGAACAUAAUAUUUUGAUAAACAGCUCUUCCUUCGGAAUCUCCCUCUCUCUCUCUCGCUCAACUCGGCGCACGGAAAUGCACGGCAGGCCAAGGAAAGCUUCGAAGCCAGAAGACGCAGAAGCUUCAGCCGCCAAAACUUCAAACCUCCGAUCCCUUCAAUCUCAGCUCCUCCAUUAUCAUCACGACCAUAUCUAUACCAAGGACGCCGUAGAUGUCAGCGCGAAGCUUCUCGAGAUCAAUCCCGAAUGGCAGACUGCUUGGAAUUAUCGGAAGCUCGCAGUGGAGCACAUGCUUAAGCAAUCCGAGUCUGAUCCAGAUUCCAUCAAGUCUAUUUUAGAUGUUGAACUCAAAGUUGUAGAGAGUGCACUGAGACAGAAUUUUAAGUCUUAUGGACCUUGGCAUCAUCGUAAAUGGGUUUUAAACAAGGGUCACGCAUCUAUAGAUCGUGAAUUGAGGCUUCUGGAUCAGUUCCAGAAGGCCGAUUCUCGGAAUUUCCAUGCUUGGGCUUAUCGGAGAUUUGUUGCAGCGAUGAAGAAAAUACCACACGAGGAGGAAUUGAAGUUCACAACAGAGAUGGUCAAUACCAAUUUCAGCAAUUAUUCUGCUUGGCACAAUCGUAGCAUACUUCUCUCCCAGUUGCUUGACAAAGGAGUUCAAGGAUUUGUUCCAAAGGAAAAGGUUUUAAUAGAGGAGUAUGAGCUUGUCCACCAAGCUCUUUUUACUGACCCAGAUGAUCAAAGUGGUUGGUUUUAUCAUCUUUGGCUACUUGAUCAGACAGUUAAAACAGAGACUCCUCUGCUGGUCUCUUCCUGGCCUGCCCAUCACUCUGAUCUUACUGUGUCUGUGGAUGGGAGCUUGGAUGGUUCUUUGUCCCCAUUUGCAAUUGUUAACUCUCAUUAUGGAACAUUUCCUCUCAUUCUUUAUUUUAGUCAAGCCGUUAAAGGUGUGAACUCAUCUACAGUAACUGUUGAAUCUGUGUUUAACGUGAAGGAAGAUCUUAUUUGGAGGCCAAUUUCAGCAACUAGCUGUGGUGCUGCCAAAGGUUGGGUGACCCAACUAAAUAUAUCUGAUCACUCUUCAAAAGCUUAUCCUGUGGAGGUUAGUGUGGGACAUUUGCAGGGCAUCAUUUCGUCGUCUGGUGCUCAUUAUACCCAUCCUUCUCGGUUUUCAUUUACCGUGUGUGUUCAGCCUCAUGAUGCAAAACACGCUGAGGGGCAAGGCGAAGAAAUGAUCUUGUGGAGAGAUGAAAAUUUUCAUAUUUGUGAAACAUGUUCUCAGGAAUCAGGCCUGAUUACUUCUUUUGGUCAAACACAAAUUUAUCAGGAACAUGAACCUUCAGCGCCAAAGUGGCAAGCAGAGACUAUUGCUAAUGAGACGGCUCUAUUCCGGGAGUUGCUGUCGGUGAUAAAUUGCAAAAUUGGAAUGCUUUCACUUGCAAGAUUGUUGACAGCACAUGAUGUGAUGAUGUCUUUCAACACCACUCCAUUUUCAUACAAAACAGGCCAUUCUAAAGAAAUUCUAGAAUUAUUUAGCGAGUUAAUGAAGCUGGACCCAUCGCAUUCUCGAUACUACAAGGAUGAACACAGCUUAGUCUUAUUGCGACAGGUUUCUUCUGAUCGAGAGUAUUUGCUUAGACACUGCUUUCACUAUAGAAACUCAUCCUCACCAAGUAUUGGUAGUUUUAUCUGCCUACGACUAAAUAAUUUAUCAUUAACACGUAUUGGAUCAGUUGAGCAAUUAUUGUGGGUGCAGAUGCUAGAUCUCAGCCACAAUGAACUCCAGUCAAUCGAAGGAUUGGAGGCUAUGCAGCGUCUCACUUGUUUGAACCUAAGUAACAAUAGAAUCAGUAGUUUUUUGGCUCUUGAGCCUUUGAAACUGCUGAAGUCAUUAGAAGUGUUGGACAUCUCUUACAAUGAGAUUGGUGCACACUCAAUUGACACAAGAAGGUAUUUGUGCCCCUCUCCUUUGUCUCAUACAGUAGGAGAUGAUUGGAAGUUGGAUGAAAAAAAUGCUACUAGUGGUGUUGACAUGGCAAACUACUGGGAAGCCCUAUUGAUUUUUAAAGGCAUGAAUUUGAAACAACUAGAUAUUAUGGGAAAUGCAAUCCCUCAUGGAAAUUUUAAGUCAUUUGUGGCCAAGAUUCUGCCUAAACUUAAGUGGCUCAAUGGUCAAAAUUUGUAUUAAUCUUCAAUUUUCUUCCCCUGGUAGCUUUCUCCUUUUAUUUCCUCACUGUUCAUAUACUCUAAGGUGUACCAUGUUUCUGUUCUUAUUUUCAAGAAUCUGUUGUAAAAACAUUUUUCUUGUGUCAAUAUCUUAAUCUCAAUAGAACAAGGAAUGUUCAUGACCCAA